AUGCCUCCCAUAGUGGAUAUCACCGCGGAUUCAGCAGAAGCGGGCGACGGUCUUGUGUUCGUAUCAUUCUCACACCCCGGCGACAUAGCGGAAUGCGCGACACAGAUUCGUUCCCACGUGGCUCGCAAGAACCAUCCUCGGCGAAAACGAAAGCCGCAGCCUACCAUCACCUGCAAUCCACAAGAUCCUGAGCAAAGUUCCACCCUGGUGCAGAGAACCGGCGCUGUUCCUCAGUCAUACUUCCAAUCCAUACUGUGGCCGAGAGGAUAUGACCCAAUCGCCGCCUUCAUGCAGCAGCUGCCUCCGAAUGAGGAUAAGCUGAUAAGAGUCUUUGUGAAGCACUCCGUGCUACGAAGCAUGAACUACGCCGCGAAUCCAGAGACGAUGCUCAUCUCAAACCAAGACGCGUUCUGGCGCUCCGUGACUCGGUACUGGGUCCAAACAGCGUUCAUAGACAGAACCAUGCUUUCGUACAUCUUCCUCAUUACCUGUCGAUACCUGGCAGAGCGCAAGCCGGAUUGGAACCAUCGCCUCUCGCAGAAAGCACUCCAGUAUAAGCAGAAGUGUUUGCGGGAACUAGAUUUUGCCUCGCCCACUUCGGAUCAAAUGAUAGUCAAGCGAUUCGCACUGGCAGCAGACGAAAUGAUCUGUGGAAGCCCAGUUCGGGCACAGGAACACAUCAGGAGCGCGGGAGACCUGUUGCGGGUCAAGACGAUCAAAGGACGGGGUGGAGAUUUCUCGUUUGACGAGAGCACUGGCAGAUUGGUCAUUAAUUUCUCGGAGGGGUUUGAUGGUAAGCUCUUGGGUACUGUGAAGUGGAAAAACCCCUCCUCCAAACCAGAGUCGGACGAGGAGGGUGAGACGGAGUUCACUUAUUUUAUGGGCAACGGGAACACGCCAGCCGCAAACGUGUUCGCAGGUUAG
This is a messenger RNA of Colletotrichum karsti, 924 nucleotides long. RefSeq lists its product as uncharacterized. The record is from RefSeq and is a predicted model, not a curated record. The transcript has 3 exons. Lineage: Eukaryota; Fungi; Ascomycota; Sordariomycetes; Glomerellales; Glomerellaceae. The coding region runs from base 1 to 924 and encodes 307 amino acids.